AACAUGCUCAGGCGCUGUUGGGGUCCAGCCGUCACAACGCGUUGGAUAAAAGGUCUUGUGCUGACAGUAUUAUUGACACACCAGGUACACGGCGAAACUAGUCAUCAACAGCGGCCUUUGACAGGUCAUAGAGAGAAAUAAGACAGCAUAACCAGAAGAGAAACGAGAUUCACCUCAUUGUCCACCAAUAACUCACGAUGAAGUUCAACACUGCACUGUUCCUUGCGACUGCAGGCUCCCUCGUUGCCGCCCAGGGUGCCCAUCGCCAUGGUCACCGCCACUUGCACCGUCGCGACACCGCCUCUGCUGUUGCGACUGAUGUCGUCUAUGUCUACCAGCUCGAUGGCAAGGAGAUCUCUGCUGAGCAGGUCUGCGAAGGCGUGAAGAGCGGCAAGUACCUCUGGGCCGACGGCACCGCUCCUGCUGGCGCUUGCGCUGCUGCCAGCGCGACUCCUGCUCCCUCCUCGUCCGCCCCUGUCGAGGGCGCUGGUGAGUUCUUCGAGACUCCCUCGUCCUCGUCCACCCCGACUCCCACCCCGACGCCUACUCCGUCGACCAGCUCGACCUCGUCUUCGUCUUCGUCGACUUUCACUUCUUCGUCGACCAUUUCGCUCACCUCGUCGACCGCUUCUUCGUCGACCUCCACCUACUCCAGCUCCUCUGCCUGGACCAGCACCUCUGUCGCGUCCUCCUCUCCUUCGCCCUCCUCCACCGGAAGUGGUCAGGGCGGCGUGACCAUUCUCAACGAGGUCGGCCAGACCAUCUACCUCUGGACCACCAGUGAGCAGGCCGGUAACAUGGUCACUCUGCCCAACGGCCAGAGCUACUCUGAGAACUGGCAGACCAACCCCGAUGCCGGUGGUAUCUCCGUUAAGAUCUCCACGACCCCCGACCUUGACGACGUCAUGCAGUUCGAGUACACCCUCCUGACCCCCAUCAUCUGGUGGGACGUCUCUCUGAUCAACAUGGAGAUUACCUCUCUGUUUGACAAGCUGGGUUUCAGCGUCACCUCAGACAACUCCAACUGCUAUCAAGUCAACUGCCCGGCUGGUGAUACCGCCUGCAACGACGCUUACCUCUGGCCCACUGACGACCAGGCCACCCACAGCUGUGACUCCACAACCCACAUGACCCUCCACCUGGGUAAGUCUCUGAGCCUGUAAGAGGUCUAAGGGACGAGUCAGAUCGCAGCCAUCAUGAGAAAACCAAGUCGGUGCUGGUGUAAAGUCGCACUCACAUACAACACAAUUCAUGCAGUUCCUCGGG
Molecule: messenger RNA, 1266 nt
Organism: Paecilomyces variotii
Lineage: Eukaryota; Fungi; Ascomycota; Eurotiomycetes; Eurotiales; Thermoascaceae
Exons: 1
Coding region: 198-1163 (321 amino acids)
Source: RefSeq, a predicted model, not a curated record